AUGCAUGGGACCCAUUUGCUUGUUUUUUCUUUUGUCGCUGUCUAUGUCUGCAGAAAGUUGUUGAACCUCUGGAAAGCUGGUCAAUCAGUCCACAACUUUCCAGGCAAACGGCUGAUUCUAAACCCUCUCUUUAAUAAUUUUGUCCCGAAGAUUAGAGGCAUAUCGGACGGACAAAAUUCGUUGUUUAAUGCGAAGCACACUUAUUUCGACUAUGUGGGCUGGGAUGCCUAUACCUCCAUAUCCCUUUGGCCAAACACUCGGACUAUGGUUGUACUUGCAGAUGCAGCCGCUAUCAAGGAAAUAACGUUAUCUCGUGCGAGAUUUCCUAAACCAGUCCAUCACUACAAAACCCUUUCAUUCUACGGCAAAAACAUCGUAGCUUCAGAGGGCGAGGAGUGGAAGAAAUACAGGAAAAUAUCGGCACCGGCUUUUUCAGAUCGCAACAACAAGCUUGUCUGGGACUCUAGUAUCAAAAUUGUAGAAGGGCUUUUCAAUGACGUAUGGGGUAAACGCGAUGUAAUAGAGGUUGACCAUUGUGUGGACAUCACACUUCCUAUUGCGCUGUUUGUUAUAGGUGCAGCAGGUUUCGGAAGAAGCAUUUCAUGGAAAGAAGAUGCAGUUAUUCCUCCUGGACAUUCAAUGACCUUCAAAGACGCUCUUCACGUGGUCACUGUUGAGAUCUUCCUUAAAAUCAUUCUGCCCGACUGGGCGAUGGGUCUCACUAAGCGAUUAAGAAGAGCCAGGUUAGCCUUCGAGGAAUUGAGAUCUUACAUGGUCGAAAUGAUUAGAGACCGACAAAAGGCUGAAAAGGCUGAGCGUCACGACUUAUUCAGCAGCCUUCUGGCAGCAAAUGACCACACGUUAGACGCAUCGACAUUAACAGAAAGCGAGCUUAUUGGUAAUAUAUAUAUAUUCUUGGUCGCAGGACAUGAGACUACAGCACACACGCUAUGCUUCACAUUUGCUCUGUUGGCGUUAUAUCCCGACGAACAGGAAAAAUUGGUCGAACAUAUACGUUCCAUCCUUCCAAACGGUCAAAGCCCGACAUAUGAAGAUAUGCCUUUGUUGACUUACUCUAUGGCCGUGUUCUAUGAGACUUUGAGGAUGUUCCCUCCUGUCACCGGUAUUCCCAAAGAGGCAGCAGAAGAUACAACUAUUACUGUUGGUAACAAAAAAGGCGAACAGACGACAAUUCCUAUUCCCAAAGGGGCCGACCUCACGUUAUCCACUGUUGGAUUACAUUACAACCCGAGAUACUGGCAUGAUCCAGACUCAUUUAAACCAUCACGUUUUCUGGGUGACUGGCCGCGCGAUGCAUUCAUACCUUUUAGUAGUGGUGCACGCGCUUGCAUUGGCAGAAAAUUCUUCGAAACCGAAGGCAUAGCCAUAUUAACCAUGCUCGUCUCGCAUUACAAGAUAGCUAUCAAAGAAGAACCUCAGUUCGCUUCCGAGUCCUUUGAACAACGCAAAGCUCGAGUGCUUUCAUGUCGUGCAGGGCUUACUGUGACUCCUAUCCGUGUUCCUCUUACUUUCACGCGACGGAUAUAG
Messenger RNA from Psilocybe cubensis, 1548 nucleotides. RefSeq lists its product as uncharacterized. The record is from RefSeq and is a predicted model, not a curated record. Gene Ontology annotation, molecular function: heme binding; oxidoreductase activity, acting on paired donors, with incorporation or reduction of molecular oxygen; iron ion binding. The coding region runs from base 1 to 1548 and encodes 515 amino acids. The transcript has 18 exons. NCBI's taxonomy places the organism in Eukaryota, Fungi, Basidiomycota, Agaricomycetes, Agaricales, Agrocybaceae.